Molecule: messenger RNA, 1577 nt
Organism: Sipha flava (yellow sugarcane aphid)
Lineage: Eukaryota; Metazoa; Arthropoda; Insecta; Hemiptera; Aphididae
Exons: 5
Coding region: 288-1577 (429 amino acids)
Source: RefSeq, a predicted model, not a curated record
UUACUUGGAGUUUUUGAAUAAAUGGUUAGAAGGUUGUAUUGGUGCAUUCUCAUUUCUUUCGCGGGUCAAGUUCCUUGUUGCGCCACUAGACAUCGCGUUCCUUUUAACUUUUUGUAAUUCACGUGUGACACUACUAAUCGUGGCAGAAAUCAUUCCGUAGACUAUCUCACUAUUCUCAUACCUUCAUUAUUAUCUUGUACAAAUGCAAAUGUUAUGAAUCGAAUUUUGCGCACAGGGCUCCGUCCAUCAACAAAGAAGCGAAAAAAUCGAACAGCGCAAAGUAUAACAUGAGCUCGGCGGGGUCAAACGUGUCGGGCAUCAACUUGGAACUGUUCAAACGGCUGAACAUCUACCAGAUAGUCGGCAGGAAACUGUUCGGCUGCAACGUGUACCGGCUGGCGUGGACCGCGGCAAAUGCGAUCACGGGAUGCGUGGUCGCGCUAACGGCGGUCGGCUUGCUGGUCCAGUGGCACGACUACGCGGGAAUCGGUGACCUGGCCCUCGUGCAGCUGCUGUUCUUCUAUCUGAUCUACAGCCUGUACCUGCUCAAGUGCGUGACGCUGGUGCGCCGCGGCGACGAUCUGUGGUGGCUGAUCGACGUGACGCGCGAACGGUUCAUGGUCAGCGACCGGUGCCGCAAACACGUGGCCAUGUUCCACGAACAACGCGCCCGGUCGAUAACGGCCACGUACGCGUUGUGCAAUUUCGGCUUCUUCGCCGUCACGUCCCAGUGGCUGGCGUUCCCGUUGCUGGUGAACGGUUCGUCGCGCGCGGACGGCGCGACCGCGUGCCGCGGAAACGUGUUCCACUUGCCGUUCCCGGUGGCCACGCGCCGCUACAACGAUUACUACGCGCUGUUCUACGCGGCGGAGCUGAUCAUCACCGUGUGCAUAACGUACGUGCAGGUGCUGUUCGACGCGUUCAUCAUAUCGCUGUACUACGUGUUCGUCGUCGACUACGACAUCGUCGCGCGGUCCACGGGCAACCGGCCAAGGAACGAGUGCCGACCCGGUUCUCCGACAGACAUCUUACGCGUGUGCGCGCCGUCGUUCCGAAAAUUAUUCUAUUCCAUCAUAAGACUUAUUACUUUGUCAUAUGUUGUUUUGUACUCGGGUUUAAUCAUAUCCUUAACAUACUCUUUUGUUAUGGUUUUCUUAUCAUCGGAAUCGGUACCAAUUCUCAAAAUAAUCAAACUAUCCUCUGCAUUUGUUUAUAUUUUAUUUGUCUUGUUUUACUUCAGUUAUCUUAUGGGAACAAUUAACAUCAAGGUAGAAUCAAUUAAAUUCAGUAUGUAUAGUUAUAACUGGACUGCAAAGGAUAUAAAAACUAAAUUACUGUUGAUGCUUGCAAUGCGUAUGGAAGAUGCCAAUAAAAUUAUGAUAAAAAUUACACCCAAUAAAGUUGUAAAUCUACAACUAUUUACUAGUAAAUGUUGGAAAUGGGUUAUUAAUUAUAAUGGUACACUUCAGAUACAAAUUCAUGGAUUUCAUGUGACGUUUAGCAAAUUCAUUGGAAAAAUAAUCAAUGCUUUGAACCAUCACACACAAACACAAAUGUUUCUUUCACAAAACUUUUAG